This is a messenger RNA of Ichthyophthirius multifiliis, 2970 nucleotides long. RefSeq lists its product as hypothetical. The record is from RefSeq and is a predicted model, not a curated record. Lineage: Eukaryota; Ciliophora; Oligohymenophorea; Hymenostomatida. Gene Ontology annotation, biological process: calcium ion transport. The transcript has 4 exons.
AUGCUUUAUUCUUCAUUAAGUUUAAAAAACAUAAAAGAAAACUUUUUUUAUGAUACUCAAGAAAUAUUACCAUUUAAUAAAAAUAAUUAAUUAAUAAAAACAUUAAACGAAAAAAAUAUACAAGAGAAAGAUUGCAAUGUAUUAUUGACAUAAAAAAGUAAAAAUAUAGUUUUCUAUAAACAUUUUUUUUUUUUAUAAAUUAAAAAAAAAAAAAAUAGAUAAGAAAUAAACAAUAAUAAGAAAAAACAAUUAAUAUACAAGUAUAAUAAAUAUUAUAUUGUUACAUAUAUUCAUUUGAUUAAAAAUAAAAAAGUAAAUUAAAUAUAAAGAAGUGAUGCUAAUUUAAGUGAAAAAAAUUUAAAGAUAAAAAAAUAAUAAAAGCAUUAUUUAAAAUAUAACGAUAUUGUAUAUUUCAAAUAUUAUGUGGGUAAACAAAAGGGAUUAAUAUCGGGUAUAUUUUUCUUUUCUUUAAAGAUAUUAAUAAAUAUAUAUAUAAAAAAAAUAUAAGGAGAUGGAAUAUCAUAUAAUACAUUAUAAUGUAUACCAGUUAUUAAAAAUAUUGGAGAUGAAAAUUUCGAAGAAUCCAUAAUAAAUGAAGUGGAUGAAAAAAAAUAAUAAGAAGAAGACGAAUUAAAAGAAGAAGAAUUAUUAAAUAAAAACCCUUUAUUAGAAUUCAGAAAAUGUUUAUUUCGUAUAACAAAUGCAAAAAAUUAUUACUACCAAAAUUUAUUAUAAAAAGAAAGAAUUAAUUUAUAAAAACAAAAAAUAACCCAAAAUAUAUUCGAUGAAUACGAAAAGAAAGCGAAAGAGGAAGAAAUGGAAUACAAAAAAAAUUAUGAAACAAAAAUUGGAUAAAAUAUAUUAUAUGGGUAAGAAAUAUAAUUGGUGCAUAUAUUUAGUGGAUUUAACCUAAAAAUCAAUUAAAAUAAACUUGCAUUUGAGAAUUGUUGUAAAGAGGUUUGUUUAGUAAAAAAACCGAAUUAAUGGUGCAAUUUUAUAAUAAAUUCAGCCUAUAGUUAAAAAAAUUAAGGCGAACCUGUUCUUUAUUCAGAUUAAAUUUUCUUAUGUAAUGCAUUAAAUUAAGAUUUUUAAAUUAAUAUAUCAGUAAAUUAAGAAAUUAUUAACAUUAAAAAUCCUAAAAAUUACAUAUUUAAAAUUAAUUAGAAGUAAAUAGUACUGAUAAAUCAGUUCCGUUAAAAAUAAAAAAUUUAUUGGUUUAAGUAAAGAUUAAUUAAAUAAUCAAAAUUUAGAAAAAAUUAACUUUAAUCAGGAAAUUUAAUUUAUAUAAUAAAUGGUAUUUCUAAAUCAUAAUUAUUAGUAAAUUAAAAAACUGAUUUUAAUUCAUUAUUGAAAAAGAAAAUUAUUUAUUAUAAAAAUAAUGAUCAUGAUACAUAUAUUUAUGAAUAAAAGCUUGAUUUUAUUGAUUAUAACUUUUUAAAUACUAAAAUUUAAUAAUAAUACGAAUUAUGUACUUAAUCUUUAACUUUAGAAUAAGAAGAAUAAGAUAAAAAUUAAAUAAAAAGAAUAUAGUCUGUUUGGGAAAUUUAAAAAUCAAAUAGCUUUGAUUCUGAAAUAUGCAAUCUUAAUUAAUAAUAUAAAAUAAAAAAUGUCUACUCAGGUUUAUUUUUAUGUAUAAAUACAUAAUAAUAGCUAUCUUUAACUUUCAAUGGAAAUUGUAAAGAGGCUUUAUUUACUUUUAAUCCUAAAAAUAGUACUGUUUAAGAAUUUCCAUUUGUAAGGUUAAAAUAAGAUCUUAAGAUUUAACAAUAUUACAAUAGUUAAACUUUGUAGUUAUUUUGUGAUGUCUAAGAAUUAGAAAAACAGCAUAAAGUUACUUUGAUUGAUAAAAGAAAUGUCGAAAAAUUAAGAAGGAAUCAAGUUAAAUUUUAAUUAACAUUAGUUGAUAUAAAAUUAAGUAAACUUGUUGAUAGAAUUCAUUCUGUUAUUACUUAUUUAAUUAAUUUUUAUUUUUUUAUGUAAAAAUGGGGACUAGAGAAAGUUGAUGGGAAAUUAUUUUAUACAUAUUAAUAAGUAUUUGAAAAUUAGAAACAAUUACAUAUAAAAAUAGAAUAAUUAGAAUAUUGUUUAAAAUAUAUAUUAAAUUAUUUAAAAAGUAAUAAUAAACUUAAAUAAAAAUAAGAAAUUCUUUUAGAUUCCGAUAUAACAGUUAUUAUUUAUAAUAUUCUAAAAAUAAUUAUCUGUAAAAUGUAUGAAUAAUAUAAUCUAAAAUAAUAAAAAUUUGCUAAAACACCACAUAAGUUUGCAAAUACUAAAUUGUAGUUUUUUAAAAAUAUAAUAUUAAAUAUAUUAAUUAUUUAUUUUUUAAAAAAGUGUUUAUAUUAAUGUGUAUAUGAAAAUUAUAAAUGCUGUUAAUAUUUUCUUUGUUUAUAAGAUGAUGAUUUUCUUCUAAAUCAAACUUAUCUUUAUCCUACAGAAGCAUCAAAUUUAUUAACCGAAAUUGUUAAAAGAACAAUAAAUGGAAAUACUUAAAAGACUGUAGGUUAUUUUAUUGAUAAAUUAGAUUCUAUUAAUUAUAAAAAUAUUCAAAAAUAAACUUUUAUUAUUAAUUUGCUAUGUCUAUGUCUUUGUGAUAAUUUAGAUAAUCCAAUCAAAUAAUUCUAAAAUAGUUGCAGGAAAUUUAUUUUUAAAUAAUAUAAAAGUUGCGUGUCCGCAAAUAGUUAAGAAAAUUAAGAAUUUCUUUGUCCUAUUUAAUAUACGCUAAUUAAUUUUGAUUUAAUAAAUAAUAAACCAAUUGUUAUUUUUAAUAAAAAUGGUUAUAUAAAAAUAUAUAUAUAUAUAAAAAAAAAAAAAAAAUUAAAAAAAUAAUAAUAAAAGGAAAUUCAAAUUUCGAAUAGAAUAAUUAAGAAAUAAGAAAAAUAUAUGAAUAAAAAAAGGUCUAAAAUCCCUUAAAAUACAAUCAAGUUUAAUCUAAUAGUUUUGAAAUAUCUUUUUUAGAUUAAAUAGAAGUGA